Molecule: messenger RNA, 1338 nt
Organism: Adineta ricciae
Lineage: Eukaryota; Metazoa; Rotifera; Eurotatoria; Adinetida; Adinetidae
Source: the annotation of a GenBank genome assembly
AUGAUUUCAUUUUUUAUACUCACUUAUGUGUUUUAUUCAUUAUACUCGUUCACACUCACUGUAAAAGGCGACACGUGUGACACCUACAAUCAUCCUCAGUAUGGUGUUGGACAAUGUAUCAAUGAAACUCUAUGUCCCAAUGCUCUGUACAUGAGCGGUUUAUGCGAAUCAAAACCAACUGAUAUCAAAUGUUGCUUUUCGCUAGAGCCACCAAAAGAAGAAUUUCGCGCUGCUUGGAUCGCCACCGUAGCUAAUAUUGAUUGGCCAUCGUCAAGAACUGCAACACCAGCCCAACAACAGACUGAAUUAAUCAAUAUUCUCAAUACUAUUCAAACACUAAAUAUGAAUGCUGUAGUCUUUCAGGUACGACCAGUGGGUGAUGCAUUGUAUGCUUCAACGUUGGAACCGUGGAGCUUUUAUUUGACGGGCACGCACGGUAAAGCCCCAUCACCAUUAUGGGAUCCAUUGACAUUCAUUGUCAAUGAAGCACAUAAACGCAAUAUUGAAGUACACGCCUGGAUAAAUCCAUACCGUGGUCGAAUGUCAGGUGCAACAUAUGAAUUUGCAUCUAACCAUAUGGCUAAACGAUUUCCAAAGUAUGCCUACACAUAUAAUAAUUAUAUAUGGAUGGAUCCAGGUGCAGCUGAGGUCCAACAGUUCAUUGUCAAUGUAACUGAAGACAUCGUUCGUCGAUAUGCUGUGGAUGGUAUUCAUAUGGAUGAUUAUUUCUAUCCCUAUAGUGAUGGAACAGAUUUUCCAGAUGCUUCAACAUAUACUGCAUACCAACAAUCCGGUGGCAAAUUGAAUAAAAGUGACUGGCGUCGUUCAAGUGUAAAUACACUAGUACAAACCAUGUACACACGAAUGCAUGCCAUUCGACCAAAGGUUAAAUUCGGCAUAUCACCGUUUGGUAUUUAUAAGAAUGGUGUACCGGCUGGUAUAACAGGUCUUUCAUCCUUUGACAGUUUAUAUUGUGAUACGAAAAUGUGGCUAGAACAAGGACUAGUUGAUUAUAUGACACCUCAGCUCUACUGGCAGAUUGAUCCGCCAGCACAAUCUUAUUCCGCUCUUUUGAAUUGGUGGAUACAACAAUCAGCCAAAGGUCGACAUGUCUAUCCAGGCAAUGCAGUUUACCGAAUUCUUCCAACUGGUCAUAACUGGCCAGUGAAUGAAAUUGUCCGUCAAAUCAAUAUCACUCGUUCAAUGCGUGAUCGCUUAGCACUCGGCAACGUAUUUUACUCGGUAAAACAAAUUAUGCAAAACGUUAAAGGUAUUCAAGCUGAACUUGCUAAACUUUAUACACAAAAGGCCAUCAUUCCAAAGAUGAGUUGGUUAUAA